Molecule: messenger RNA, 411 nt
Organism: Porites lobata
Lineage: Eukaryota; Metazoa; Cnidaria; Anthozoa; Scleractinia; Poritidae
Source: the annotation of a GenBank genome assembly
AUGUAUCUGUUGGUAGGUUAUAAUGUUGGAACGGUGGCGUACGAAUGUCAGCACUACCGCCUACUCACAGAAGGAGAUAGAAACGUUAUGAGCGGCACACUGUUAGGCAAAUGUGACAACAACUUAGCAGAGGGCUGGUACCGAAUCUCAGGAACUGCUGGAACUCAGAUGCCUAACUCGUGCCCGGGCCCCGGAAAAUGUAACACUCAGUAUCCUGGUUGGCUGUUUGGUUCACAUCCCCAUAAGGAUGAUGGGUGUGUAGCCAUGCAGGUUUGCUUUGGUGAUUAUUUCUCGGGAUGUUGCCAGUAUCGCAAGCAGGUAUUGGUCAGGAAUUGUGGGGGAUUUUACGUGUACAAGUUGGGUCCAACUCCUGGAUGUAAUUUUCGUUACUGUGGGCGAAAUGCACCUUAG